GACAUUCUUGUUAUUCUUACAUGAUCUUGCAAGAACAUGUCAAAAACCAUGAUCCUCCUCAAACCAACUCUCAUCACUUACAUAGCACUCACAAUUUCCCUUGUGUCCAUGUCUAAAUCUGAUCCAUUGACAGAAGAAAGCACCACUGGUCUCACCAUUGAUCUAAUCCAUAGAGACUCUCCUCAGUCUCCGUCUUACGAUCCUUUGUUGACUCCCGCACAACGUCUAGCCAACGCCCUUCGUAGAUCGUUCAACCGUCUCCAACGUUUCAAGGCGGAUCGCUUGCCUCAACCCGACAUUAUCAAUUCAGGUGGAGAGUAUCUCAUGAAAUACUCAAUUGGGACACCGGCAGUCCCUUCAUUAGGCAUUGCUGACACGGGAAGUGACAUUACAUGGACACAAUGCCAACCUUGUCUGAAAUGCUUCAAGCAAGAAUUACCACUUUUUCAACCUAACACUUCUUCCACAUACAGGAAGAUCCCUUGCAAUGCUGCCAACUGCACUUCUUUCCCAGAGAUCACUUUCUGCAGCGUAAGACGGAAAAAAUGCCUAUAUACUGAGGGGUACGGAGAUGGAUCGUUUACGCAGGGCGUGCUCUCGACGGAUACACUUACAUUAGCCUCCACAGGUCGGAAAAGGGUUUCCGUCCCUAACUUUGUAUUCGGAUGCGGAUUCAGAAAUGGUGGCACUUUUACUGGUGGUGAAUCGGGCAUCGUUGGUCUCGGAGGUGGAAAAGCCUCACUUGUUAGACAGUUAGGGUUUUUAACUCGAGGGAAAUUUUCGUACUGCUUGGUGUCGGUAUCAGACAAUACGAGUAAGUUGAAUUUUGGGGCUAAUGCCGAGGUUUUAGGUAGAGGGGUAGUGUCUACCCCCAUGGUAAUGAAAAGCCCUGAGACUUUCUACCGUUUGACGCUGGAGGGAAUCAGUGUUGGGAAUCAGAGGCUAGAGAUGUCUGAUUCCGGUGUUAGUGGAGAAGGGAACAUAAUCAUAGACUCAGGAACAACAUUGACACUGCUUCCUAUUGAUUUGUACAACCAAGUGGAAAAUGCAUUGAAAAGUUCAAUCAAGUUGAAGAGGAUCAAAGAUCCACAAGGAGUGUUGGACUUGUGCUACUUUACGCGAAACGACAUACGAAUUCCUGAAGUCACUGUUCACUUCAAAGGGGCUGAUCUGAAGUUGAGGCAUGACAACGUUUUGGUUAGAACAAGUAAUGUUUCGUUGUGCUUGGCUGCUAAACCAGUUCAAGACUUAGCUAUUUAUGGCUACUUGGCACAGGUGAACUUCUUGGUAGGGUAUGAUCUUGUGAAGAGAACAGUGUCCUUUAAGGCUGCUGAUUGUGGGAGAUCAUGAAUGUGUUUCUGACACAGAAAUGAAAUCCAUUUGAAUAAAUUAAUUGAAGCUGCAC
Molecule: messenger RNA, 1405 nt
Organism: Sesamum indicum (sesame)
Lineage: Eukaryota; Viridiplantae; Streptophyta; Magnoliopsida; Lamiales; Pedaliaceae
Product: aspartic proteinase CDR1-like
Biological process (GO): proteolysis
Cellular component (GO): extracellular region
Molecular function (GO): aspartic-type endopeptidase activity
Source: RefSeq, a predicted model, not a curated record